AUGUACUCGCACAGGCCCGGCAAAGGUGGCAAAAGCCGAGGGAAGGCUUGGAAGGGACGGGUUCAGGCACAUGCAGUGCCAAAUACGGUCGGAGUCUUUUUGGGAGAUGUGAAAUAUUUCAUCGAGGAUGUUCUCAAGAUGUCACUUCCAACAGGUGUGCACCACCUCUUGGAAAUAGCUCUGGAUCCAGUGCUGGAGCCGGGUACAAUCCUAAACGGAAGGCAGCAGCCGUCGAAGGGCUUGGACGCCGACGCCGAGAAGAUCUUCAAGCUAUUACGGCCAUGCCCUUUUGUUUUCGUUGCAAGGUCGGAGUCCGGUGAGGAUCAUCGUGAGACGCUUCGCCUUUUCAGACAUCUGGAAAAUCUCACAUUCCAUGCUGCAUGCAGCAUCGAAGUCUUUGAAUUUGCUGGUUCGGAGCCAUGGGAGGCAUGGCCGUAUGUGUUCCAGCAUGUCAUUCCAGCAUAUGUUCAACACCUUGAUCCUGCGUGGUUUGCACUACCAGACCAAUGUGUCUUGAGCGACCGUAACCCACACAGGCCACCCACAUCUUCUUCCUUCUGCCCGGUCCAGAGCAUCAGAGUAGUGCCUGUCUGGAGCUGCAGCAGUGGCACCUACAUCUUCCUCGUGAGGCCUCCGGACAGCCAUGGACAUGGUAUUUGGACCACCGUCGGGGGAGGCGUAAAACGAGGCCGCAUGCCUCGCAGCGAGAGUGGGACUAUGGGAAGUCUUGGCCUGGCCUUCGGCAACAGCUUGGGAGCCCGGUGUGAAGGCCUUGCCGUGGGUGGUCUGGAAAGCCAAUUCGUGCGCUUGGGAGAACUGGAGCAACUGCAAGCCGCCGGAAGCGAGAGAGCGCAGUGA
Molecule: messenger RNA, 858 nt
Organism: Symbiodinium necroappetens
Lineage: Eukaryota; Dinophyceae; Suessiales; Symbiodiniaceae
Source: the annotation of a GenBank genome assembly